AUGGCAAUAAAUGCAUGCCUUACGAUAUAUAGGAAGUGGAAAAGGAAGGCCUACAAGUCAACAGUGGAAAAGGAAGGCAUACAUUUUGGAUUCAAUACUAAAUCUACCAGUCUCGAGUCAAUUCGCCACAAUGCCAUGGAAGUACGUAAUGAGGUAACUUUCUCCACUUUCUUAUUAAGAGACCACUUGAGAGAUAAAGAUUUGAGAUUUCCGUUAAGAGUCAACUCGGUACGAACCCGGUAA
Molecule: messenger RNA, 243 nt
Organism: Dovyalis caffra
Lineage: Eukaryota; Viridiplantae; Streptophyta; Magnoliopsida; Malpighiales; Salicaceae
Source: the annotation of a GenBank genome assembly